Messenger RNA from Hypanus sabinus (Atlantic stingray), 2064 nucleotides. Its product is annotated as zinc finger protein 551-like. The record is from RefSeq and is a predicted model, not a curated record. The transcript has 3 exons. Gene Ontology annotation, biological process: regulation of transcription by RNA polymerase II. Gene Ontology annotation, molecular function: chromatin insulator sequence binding. Bases 671 to 1525 code for a protein of 284 amino acids. Gene Ontology annotation, cellular component: chromosome. NCBI's taxonomy places the organism in Eukaryota, Metazoa, Chordata, Chondrichthyes, Myliobatiformes, Dasyatidae.
AGUUCCUCCGGCAUUUUGUGUGUGUUGCUUGUUCUGCCUGCUCUUGUUCUGGCGUUUUCUACCGGUGAGGACAUGCUUUGACCCAUUCUGUCUGGUUAGACCUGCGGUGAGAGAUUUAUUGGAAGAAAAACCCCAACUGGAAGCAAACCACGACUGAAGACGAGGGAACAGCAACAAGUGAACCAGCCCGAGGACUGAGAGCAUAAACUGUAGAGAACCCAUCUGAUUCAGAGAAUCCAGUGAUUCAGUCAGGAGAAAGUUUGGUUAAAAAUGACAAGGAAUUUGUCUACGGGAAUCUCAAACAGAUCACGUCAGGUUUGCUGUCUCUAUCCAGAUAUUUAAGACGAGGAGCAAGGGAUUCAUUCAACCUUCCUUCCUGCUCAGACUGUGUGGAGGGAUUCAUUUGCUCAUCUGACUGACUGGCACACCCGUUAUUUUACACAAGAGAGAGUCCGUUCAUAUUCUCAGACUGUGGGAAGGGAUUCACUCGGUCAUCUCAACUGAAGGAACAUCAGCGGGUUCACACUGGGCAAGGCCAUUCAUCUGUUUUGUGGGUGAGAAGGGAUUCAGUCACUCUUCCCAGCUGUGGAGACACCAGUCAGUUCACACUGGGCAGAGGCUGGUCAUCUGCUGAAUUUGUGGAGAAGGAUUCAUUCGGUCAUCUGAUCUAAUGGCUCAUCAGCGAGUUCGCACUGGUGAGAGGCCAUUCACCUGCUCGGACUGUGGGAAGGGAUUCAAAUACUCAUCUAAACUGAAGGAACACCAGCGAGUUCACACUGGAGAGAAGCCGUUCAGCUGCUCAGACUGUGGGAAGGGAUUCACUCGGUCAUCCAACCUACUGACACACAGGUCAGUUCACACUGGGGAGAGGCCGUUCACCUGCUCGGACUGUGGGAAGGGAUUCACUUGGUCAUCGGACCUACUGGUACACCAGCGAGUUCACACUGGAGAGAGGCCGUUCACCUGCUCAGACUGCGGGAAGGGAUUCACUUGCUCAUCCCAACUGAAGGUACAUCAGAGAGUUCACACUGGGGAGAGGCCGUUCACCUGCUCAGAUUGUGGGAAGAGAUUCACUCGGUCAUCUGAACUACUGGUACACAAGUCAGUUCACACUGGGGUCAGGCUGUUCACCUGCUCGGACUGCGGGAAAGGAUUCACUCGGUCAUCCACCCUAACGGCACACCAGCGAUUUCACACCGGGGAGCGGCCAUUCACGUGCUCAGACUGUGGAAAGGGAUUCCCUUGCUCAUCUAACCUGAAGGAGCAUCAGCGAAUUCACACUGGAGAGAGGCCGUUCUCUUGCUUAGACUGUGGGAAGGCAUUCAUUUCGUCAUCUAAACUGAAGGUACAUCAGCGAAUUCACACUGGGGAGAGGCCAUUCACCUGCUCAGACUGCGGGAAGGGAUUCACUCAGUCAUCUGACCUACUGGUACACCAGUCAGUUCACACUGGAGAGAGGCCGUUCACCUGCUCAGACUGCGGGAAGGGAUUCACUCGGUCAUCCAAACUACUGGUACACCAGUGAAUUCACACUGGGGAGAAGCCGUUCAACUGUUCAGUCUGUGGGAUGAGAUUCAGUCAGUCAUCCACCCUACAGAGACAUCAGCGAGUUCACACUGGGGAGAAGUCGUUCACCUGCUCAGUCUGUGGGAGGAGAUUCACUCGGUCGUCCCACCUACUAAGUCAUCAGCGAGUUCACACGGGAGAGACUGUUCACCUGCUGUGAAUGUGGGAAAGAAUUCAUAUGGUCAUCUUGACUACAGAGACACCAGCAAGUUCACACCAGUGGUAGAGUCUGUUCACCUGCUCAGACACUGGGAGGAGUUUCUCUCAGCCUUCUCAAUCAAAUGUGCAUGAUUGAGUUCAGGCUGGGUACAGGCCGUUAACCUGCUGUGAAUGUGAGAAGGGAUUCACUCAGUAACCUAACCUUGUGACUACACUACUGGGUUCACACUGGGGAGAAAGUUUCAGUAAGCUUCAUGCUGGAGAUUUGUCCAUCACCAUUGCUGAAUGCAAUUUCUUCUGGAUAUUCACCUUUAAUGGGACUAGAGUUUACAAUCUGGA